AUGGCUUACCGUCUUUGCUCCUCUUCUCCUUCCUCUCUCUUCCACGACCCACCCUCCUUCCCUUCCUCUUCCCGCAAAUCCAAACUUCGAAACUUCUCAUCUUCUCUCACUCCUCUGUCCAAAACCAUUCUCCAAUCCAACCAUGUCUCACUACAAGAACCCAUUCCGCAACAACAAUCCGAAGAAGACGCAAAAUUUGAUAACCCAGUUGCUAAGUCUACUUCCUCGAAAAGCACUAACAUAUGGGUCAAUCCCAAAAGCCCCAGAGCCAAACAAUUCGGGAAGAAAUCUUAUGAUGCAAGGUAUAAUUCUCUUCUCAAGCUUUCCAAGUCUUUGGAUUCAUGUAAUCCCACUGAAGAUGAUGUUUCUAGAAUUUUAGAGAGUUUAGGAGAUAAUAUUCUAGAACAAGACGCAGUCAUGAUCAUCAAUAACAUGGAUAAUUCUGUUGUUGUACCUUUUGUUCUUCGGUAUAUUCAGAGCAAGAUUAGAGCUAAUAGAGAGGCAAUUCUUUAUAAUGUUACACUUAAGGUGCUUAGAAAGUGUAAGGAUUUGGAUGGUGCAGAGAAGGUGUUUGAUGAAAUGGUUAAACGAGGGGUGAAGCCUAAUAAUAUUACUUUUUCCACUAUAAUUAGCUGUGCUAGGUCUUGUUAUUUGCCCAAUAAGGCUGUGGAGUGGUUUGAGAAGAUGCCGUCGUUUGGAUGUCAACCUGAUGAUGUUACGUACUCGGUUAUGGUUGAUGCUUAUGGAAAAGCUGGUGAUCUUAAUAUGGCUUUGAGCUUGUAUGAUCGUGCCAGAACGGAGAACUGGCGCCUUGAUAAUGCGACGUUCUCUACGGUGAUUAAGAUGUAUGGUGUGGCGGGAAAUUAUGAUGGAUGUUUGAAUGUCUAUGAAGAAAUGAAGGCUCUUGGGGUUAAGCCUAACUUGGUUGUUUAUAACACUCUUUUGGAUGCCAUGGGAAGAGCUAAGAGGCCAUGGCAGGCCAAGGCUAUAUAUAAAGAGUUGAUAAAUAAUGGACUUUUUCCAAAUCGAGGAACCUAUAGAUCUCUCAUACAUGCCUAUGGUAGAGCGCGCUAUUCUGAAGAUGCUCUCCUUGUGUAUAAGGAAAUGAAGGAAAAGGGAAUGCAUUUGGAUACGCAUCUUUAUAAUACCCUUUUAGCUAUGUGCGCUGAUGUUGGUUACACUGACCAAGCGUUUGAAAUUUUUGAAGACAUGAAAAGUUGUGAUAUCUGCAGUCCGGACAGUUGGACGUUCUCGUCCUUGAUUACCGUCUAUUCCUGCCUUGGGAAAGUUGAAGAGGCUGAAAGAAUGAUGAUUGAAAUGGUUGAAUCUGGGUUUGAGCCUACUAUUUUUGUUCUGACUUCGCUCGUCCAAUGCUACGGAAAAGCCAAGCGUAACGAUGAUGUUGUGAAGACAUUUAAUGAUCUAUUGAAUAUGGGCAUUGAACCGGAUGAUCAAUUCUGCGGUUGUCUUCUGAAUGUUAUAACCCAAACCCCAAAAGAAGAACUUGGCAAGCUAACAGAUUGUGUGGCGAAGGCUAACCCAAAACUUGGGUCUGUGGUGAGAUAUUUGGUGGAAGGGCUGGAGGGUGAUGGAGAGUUCAGAAUAUAUGCGUCAGAACUCUUAGGUUCAAUUACUGAUAAAGUAAGGAGGGCAUUUUGCAAUUCUUUGAUUGAUCUUUGUAUCAACUUGGAUUUGCUUGACAAAGCAUGCGUGCUUCUUGACCUUGGUUUGACACUUGAGAUAUAUCCAGAUAUACAAUCCAAAUCUCAAACUCAGUGGUCUUUGCACUUAAAGGGUCUCUCAGUUGGAGCCGCGCUGACAGCAUUUCAUGUUUGGAUAAAUGACUUGUCUAAGUCUUUUGAAUCAGGAGAGGACCUUCCACCACUGCUCGGGAUCAAUACUGGUCAUGGGAAACACAGGUAUUCCGAGAAAGGUUUGGCAGAUGUUAUUGAGUCGCAUAUAAAGGAACUCAAUGCUCCAUUUUGGGAGUCUCCCGAUAAGGCUGGCUGGUUUUUGACUACACAGGUAGCAGUCAGUUCAUGGAUAAAGUCUAGGGAUUCGUCUAAACUAGUUUCUGCUUAA
Lathyrus sativus (Indian pea) is the source of this 2082-nucleotide messenger RNA. NCBI's taxonomy places the organism in Eukaryota, Viridiplantae, Streptophyta, Magnoliopsida, Fabales, Fabaceae. The record is from the annotation of a GenBank genome assembly.